CAGUAGUCAAAAUUCAUAGUCAGAUGUCAUCAUCCAAUCAUUCACCUCCACCCCCGUCUCCAUCUUCAUCCAAAAAAAGCAUUUCAGAGAGCGAAAACGAAACUCACCACGCAUUACCUUCCAAUGAUGGUUUAGACCCAGUAAUUCCCCAAGCUCCUAUAACCGACGAAGAUCCAUUGUUUUUCUCACCUCUCGCAACUAAUGGAAAUUGUUUGGAAAGCGAAAUACCGAGUCAAGAGGCCUCUGAAGAAUGUUCGAACGCAGGUUCAGCUGCCGCGGGCAACGCCUCUGCCGCUGAAACAAUUGCCGCCGAAGCUGCUGCGGCUGCCGCCACCUCCUCUGGCGAAACGGACGCCGGCACCGGUAGCGAAGACAAGGAUGGCGAUAAGGACGUGAAGAAAAAGAAGAAUCGAUGUGCCACUUGUCGCAAGAAGGUCGGCCUAACAGGUUUUGAAUGUCGUUGCGGAGGACUAUUUUGUGCCAUCCAUCGAUACAGCGAUAAACACGACUGCAGUUUUAACUACCGGGAGAUGGGCGCCCAAGAAAUUAGACGCAACAAUCCCGUCGUUGUAGGUGAAAAGAUCCAAAAGAUCUGAACCUCGCCGCAACGUUAACUAGAAGUUUGCGUGUGCCAUGCGCCCAUCCAUACCGAGUGAUCAAAUGAGAUAUGGACAAAUUUUUUUUCUGAAAAAAGAAUCAUUGAUCAGAACUGGUCGGGGUGUUAUUAGUGCAAACACACAAACAAACAAAAAAGACUUAAGUGAUUUAUUAUUAUAUGGUACUUUUAUUUACAAUUUUGCCACUCAAUUUCGUCUUUAGUUUUAUUUCCAUUAAUAAAUUUAGAUAUAUAAAUAUAUAUGUCAUUUUAGCUUCUUUGUUGAUUGUAUAUACAUAUUACUGGAGGGAUGUCGGGACUGUGAACUGUAUUUGGUUUCAGUUUGACUGUUCUCUAAAGUCUGGCCAUCAGUCAGAAAACCAAAUUGUGCUUUAUAUAUUUUUACAUAUAAUUCAACAAACAUGUUGCAAUAUCUCUUUAUAACUCUGACCUUUAUAUUGCGAACCUUCAAAACACAAAAUUUUAUUGCUUGGUUUUUGAAGUAUUUCUAUGUUUUGUAUUAAAUAUGACUGUAAUUAGUCUAUAAUGAUAUUAUUCCGAUGAGUAUUGUUCCAAUUAUUAAACUGUUUAAAAACAUUUGGCCGUAGAGAAACAAGGUGUUAAAAUUUUUUACGAACUAAAUCAUUUUUUGUAUGUCUGUAUAUGUGCAGGUUUCUUAAGAAUCUACUUAAACCAUUUCCUCGAUUUAUUCAAAUAUCUGGUAAAAUAAUAAGUAAUAUGAAAUAAUCAAUCAUCUUGGUAUCAGUACUUAAACCAAAAAAAUCACAUGACAAAAAUCCUGGAUUAAGUAUAUUGUUAAAGAAAAUAAAGGAAAGGUCGAUAAAGCUGUUCAACCAACUAGACCAAAUAUGAAGAGUUAGAAAAGAAGCACUGGAAGAACUAACGUAAUACAAAUAGAUUAGAGAACUAGUAAUAAUAAUACCAGAAUCUAAAUUUGACGACUACAGCCCGAGAGCGUAAGAAUGAUGAAGAUUCGUGGAAUUUUAAAUAUAAAUAAAACCAUUUAACAUUUAUUACUCUACUUGCCAUUGAUAUCAACUAUGCAUAACUUAUAGCAGAUAAUUCCAAUAUUCUACAUGAUAUAUAUAAAAACGACACUGCUAACUUUUUAACAGACCAAAGUAUUUACACUACAAAUCAUUAUUUUAGAUAUUUUUAAUAUUUUCUACAAAUAUAAGAUUUUAAAAUUUUAUUAUUUAUAUAGAAAAUUUCUAACACUUUUUUUAUUAAAAAUUUUCUGUUAUAAAUAUAGAUAUAUAUCUUCUGUACCUAUAUACAUAAAGUAUUGCCACUUUUAAAUACGAGUCCCUUAUUCACAUAUAUUUAAAUAGAAAGUUAAACUGAAACCGAAAACCAGAUUUUCCCUGAUCCACACAAAUUUUCUACAGGGUAUCAAACAAUGUUGCACUCCUUUUACAAGCACGUUGUGGGACAUCCUGUAUAUAGAUAUUAUUUACCUUUGGUAAGGGACGUAUAGCGCCCUGGCUUCUGCAAUUCUAAUCCAAUAUUAAUGUAGAAGUUUUUUUUUUGUUUUAUUGAAUCCCAUUUAGUCGCAGACGGGCAAAUACAGGGUGAAGACGAUAUUUUCCAAAUACAAUAAUUAAAAUGUACAAUGCUUAUAUAAGUGUAGUGAGUGAAAAAAGCUAUAACAAAAUUUUCCAUUUGUGUAUAACCUUUUUUUUAAGAUGUAGGACACAGGAUACAAUUGGUUCACUGAUAUAAUAUUUCAAAUACACUUUAAUAUAUUAAACAUAAUAUAGUUAAAAUUGAACCUACAUCCACUUAAGUUUUAAAAAAUUUUAUUCACACUUUUUAGCUGUAUUUAACAUGUUUCUUUAUCAUAUUAAGAUCUCCAAUGUAUGCUCAUUCUAAUAUUUACUUCCUAUUUCACAUGUUUUACUUUAAUUCUAGAUUAUCCUUAUCGGUUGCCAGUACAUUGUGACAUAAGUUGUUUUUUCAAGAUGGUUGCUAAUCAGCUGCCAUGUCAUCUGUAAUAAGUUCUGUACGUCAUUUGUGUCAUCUUUUUUUGUGCCAUAGGCAGGUUAGUCUAUGUUAACUGCCAAUUUUUGAUAUAACAAUUAUCUAUGUGUCAAGUGUACACUUUCUGAAUAAAUCUCGACAAAAAAAUAAAUAUUCUUAUGUAGAAUUUCUACGAGCUUAUAUAAAAAUUAAACUAUAUACUACUUUUUUAGUGUAAAAGAUAUAGAGUGAAUGCGGAAUAUUUGAUCUACAAUCGCUAACAUUCAUAAUUACCAACUACUUAUAUAUUUUUUUAUAAUCAUUUUACAAACUUAAUUUGAACAUUUUAAUAUAAAGAGAAGAUUUUUAAAUGCAUUGUUUGCUAUACACAAGCUUCACUCUGUAGCUCGACUCUUGCUUUACAUGUUUAGUUGAAUUUUGUUCUUGUUGACUGAGUUUUUGCCCAUUUUUGACUGAUGGGAAUGUUUAAAGGAUUCAGGUUAAAAUUAGUUUUUUGAGCAGUUUAUUUUAUCGUGCAAACAUAGGCAAAGCCUCUUGAGGAGUCGGUAUUGCAGGUAAGCGGUCGGUGAUAGGUGAACUCUAGAAUUACCGAAAAUAUACUUUUUUAGUUUUGGAUUUUGUAAAAUGUAAUUUUUCAUGUAUUUUUCAAAUGUAGCUGUGCUGAAUAUUGUUAACAGAUUCCAGUCUUGUAAUAAGUUUAUUAUGUAACAAAUCUAUCCAUUACAAGCUUUUUCAUGUCUUCAAUAAGAUUUUUAGGACACCAUAAAAAUUUAUGUUGUUUGGUUAACAGAAAUUCAUGACAUCUAUUUUAUUACACUUAAUCAAAUGCUUUCUUUUAUUGAUAUAAACAGUUCGAUAAGCAUUCGACAUAACACUAUAUAUGCGAAUAAAUCUGACACUAAAUAAAUAAAAAAAUAAAAUAAAAUAAAAUCCAAUAAAAAUUCAGGAGAUGGACAGAUACAGAGAGAAACGAAAAAACAUGAUUGAUUACGGGUGAUGUGUGCCGUAUCAAAAAUUUAGUUGGUAUAAAUAUUUACAAAUUAAGUGCAUUCCAAACCGAUUAAAUUGUAUUUAGAUACCAAUUAAAAGCUGGCAGGAUGAGACUUACAACUUAAAUUUGAAAACAUUAAAAAUAAUUUAUAGUUAUUGGGUCCCAAAGUUUUUCCAUCCUUUUUUUAAUUUGAAAAUUGUUUUACUAAGUCAUAUCUCAUGCUAAGAAGAGAAAAUAUUUAAAUAUUUGACAACACUGCCAAAUUUAGAACAUUGAGUGCAACGGUAUCUUCUACUAGAUAAUAUAACUGCUCUAUUCCCUAUUUUUUCUAUAUCUUCAAAAGCAAAAAUAUUUCUCACGUGUCAGUAUUUGCUUGUCGGAUAAUAACAACACACAUUCAUGAUAUCCAGCAGCUUUUGUGGUGUGUUAAAUUUAAACAGUCCGUUUAAAAGAAAGAAAUGACAGAUUGAAAAUACAAUAUAACUACAAUUUAUUAUUUUAUACCAAAAUAAUUUCAUCUAACUACUGUGUUGGUGAGCUUAUGAGCUGGCCAAAAAAGAGUGACUUAUGACAUAAAAUUUCUUUAUUUUUGAUCAUCACAAGUACAGUUAACUCAUGUCAUCAAGUAAAUGAAAAAAAUUGGAAUACUAUAACAGCUUCUAUAUUAAACCAUUUUGUUGCAGUAAGUUAUUUUAACUUUGAUCUGUGAUACAACAUCAAGCUGCUAUGCAAAAAUCCAGUUGUGAUAUCGCUAUUUUGACAAAUUGUGUUAACUGUGAAUGUAGUGAGCAAACAUUUAGGAUAUGUUUAAGGAAUUAAGUAAUUAAACACAUUUAUGUUUCACAUUUAGUCUUGAUGAUUUCUGUUAGUUUGUCAAUAAUUCAAAUUAUGUAAUGUAUGGUAACGUGACAUUUGUCAGAAACAGAUUGGUUAACCUAAACAAAUUGGUUAACUAAAGGCUUACAGUGCGAAGUAUUUAUGUAAUGGAUAGAUUUAAAUUGAUUAAAUCAGCGCGCCUGGUCUGAUUCUACCGACAAAGUAUUUCAAACGAAAAAUUGCGCUUAACAGAAAAAAUUCGAAAAUAAAGUUACGAAUAUUUUUUGCUUUAAUCAGUGACUAGUGAAUAGUUUAUAUAUGAACUUGACAAAGAAGUUAAUCGGACGUAUUUUUAGUUCAAAAACCAAAAUGUUUUCCUAUACUGACAACAAAUUUAGUGGCAAAUGCAAAGGCUCUAAAAAAUAUACACAUGUAGUUUUGAUUUUGAAAAAUAUUAAAGACUUUAAAAAAGUUUUAGGUUAGGUUUUUAGGGAAACAAAAUAAUGUACGUUAUAAAGAUUUAAUUAAUAAACUGUUAGUUACAUACGCUUGUUUAUUGACACAUACUAAGACCACUGCUAUUUUAGAGUUGGGAGUCACUUGCGUUAUUAAAAAUAAACCCAAAUAUAACACUUAAUAGUUGCCAUUACAAUAUCCCUACAUUUUUAAGGAAAUAACUUGAAUUCAUUGGAAUCAUAUAACAGUAACUUAAUUUUCAGAAUAAACACGGGCACUAUUUGGAAUGUAUGUACUUUAAUUUUUCUGUCUGGUGUAUAUUUCACGAGAAUAAACACACGAUAUAAACGUGACAGUACUGUAGCGCCUUAAAUUUAUUAUGGUAGUACAAUAGUAACAGUUUUCAAGUUCUCCAAAAUUAAUAGGUGUUGAUUGAAAUUAAACAUUUUUAGAUAUCUAAUAGAUAUGCAGGUCACUGGAAAGUUUUAUCUCUAAUUUUUUUCUCUUAAAAUCACAAGUAAAUAAGUUCUACCUAAUUUUAUCCACUACAGAUUGGACAUCAAAGCCUUGUAGGGAGUAGAUCACCGGAGUAUGCUAUUAUGAGUAGAGUCUGGAUUAAAUAAAAAAAAGUUAAAAUAGUUGCUUAAAAAGCAUAGUUUUGCUUGAAAAAAUAGGAUGAAAUAUCCAUAAAAAGGCAUAACAAUCGUAAAAAACUUAAAACAAAAAUAAAACUUAAUUUGUUCUUAACAAAACCAAAAUCAUAAAAUAGAAUAAAGUUAGACAAAAUAAAGUUUAACUAUUUCAUUGUAAAAUUUUGUCUUCCGUAUCAGUAUUUCCUGUCAAUACCAAAUCAAUUUCUUAAUUUCUGAAAAGGUUUAUUCUUAAACAUAUCUUUUUUUGAAAGUUUUUUAUACAUUUGGACCGUUAUUUCAGGAAUACUAUCAAUGAACUCUUCGAAAUUGUUAAUUUAAAUCGAGUCAUAUAGUCAUUACUUGUUUCUCAACAGACUUUAUAUAUCACUCACAAAACUAAAAUUCAUCUUAAAAUAAGCUAAAUUGUUUCUUGUGUCUUUAGAUCUAAGACCGUUUAAUAAUUUUUAAUUGCCUUGCUCUGCAUUAUAUUGCAGCGUCCAACCAAGUGCCCCAACUUUUUAAACCAGUUAAACCAGGUAAGGUGGUAAUGGGGUGUAGGGUACUACUUGAGAGUAUUCCUUGAAGAGGUGUACUUGAAAAGGCGCCUUAACAAAAUUUUUUUUUCCAUAUUUAAUAUGUUUAUGAAAAAGAAGAAAUUGCUGCCUUAUAGUUUCAGUAACUCUAAGCUGUGUAUCUAAGCAAGUGCAAUGGAUUAAAUUUAGGUAAAACAGUUCUAAGCUUAAGCUGUUUUGACCAUAUUAUACGCUGUGACAGAAAACAUGAGUAAUACUUUAUUACAGGGAACUACUGGUUCUGGAAAGUAAAAGCUUGUUAUUGCUUAAUUUACAAAUCUGGAUAUUGUGUUACUGUUUCUGCUGUCGAGAGUAUAUUAAUUAUUCUUUAGUUGACUUUCUUCAUCGAGAACUCCGAAUCAUUAAAUUUGCAACAUAUCUUACACAAGUAUCCGUCGUUUUAUUCAUUGUAAAUCAAAUAUAGUGACUAUAUUUCCUGUGUAUUAGUCAAUCGAACCUACUCUUUACCAAUUUUUAUAAAUUUCUUAAACUUUAACCUAGUUAUUAAAAUAAUAUAAUUUUUUUGGUAUCCUUUAAAUUUUAAAAAAUAAUACCAAUUACCGUGUUUACACAGGCUCUGAAAAAUAAUUUUCCACCCUAAUACUUUAAAUUAACUCAUCCACUGAGGGCUUUCUCUUCGGCAUAUUGAAACAAAAACGAAAAUUAAAAUAUGUAGUAAAUUACUAUCAAACAGUUGACGGUACAUUAACAGACAAGAUACUGCCUAGGGAUUAUUUUAAUUUUAGAUUAGGGAUUCACAGGCCUUUAACGAAAGGCAAAAACAAUAAUACAAUAAUAAAUUGACAAUGUGAACAAGAGUAUAAUGCUACGAAUUGCAUAAAGAGUUUAGAGCUGGUCUCUGGCUAUCUUUUAUAUUUGAUGAGCUGACAGUCUCUUUUCGAUGUAGAGUCUACAAAUGAUCAUAAAAAUGACAAUUUCUGUGUUUAAAAGAAUGCCAUGAUUGUUAUCGUUCGUUAAUUUCACAUGUGAAAUACAAUGACGCUACAGUAACUGCACUAUAAAAACGUACAAAUAUUGUAAAUCCAUCUAUUAAAAAAAACUCGAUAGAAAAGUUGUACCAAGCAAAACGUUAAAAAUUUCAAUCAACUAUUAAGAUUAAUUAUAAAGAUUUCCGUAAUUUUUGCUUUGAAAUACAAACCAAAAAAUCAAUUCUGUAAGACCGCAAAGGCGCAAUUUAAAAUACUUUCUUAAUUUCAAGUUGAUUUUAGCAUAACUCUCUUAAAAUACAUACAUUUUCCCAAGUUUUCAACAUCAAUCUGUUAAAAUGACAACCAUCAACGAUCUACAAAUAUGGUGUUUUUGUUGCGGUGUGUAAAUGUAUAGUAACAAACGAUAUGUUUUUUGUUGAAUUCUCAGGUUUGUUCAGAAUAUUGACAGUUUUGGUGAGUGUUGUCAUUUUGAUGUGAGUUUUUCCAUUCAAUUUUUUCACAUAUCACUGUACCAAAUUGUCUUUUUGAAUGACGAGUUUUAUUUAAUAAAAUGUUGUAUUUUUG
Diabrotica balteata is the source of this 7577-nucleotide messenger RNA. Lineage: Eukaryota; Metazoa; Arthropoda; Insecta; Coleoptera; Chrysomelidae. The record is from the annotation of a GenBank genome assembly.